AUGUGCUCGGACCAGUACCUGCAGUCGAUUCAGCCGAUGUGGGCUUCAUUUGACGCUCCACCGUACAUCAACCACGUCAUCAUCGCCGUCUUCCACAGCCUCAUCCUCCUGGUGGGCUGCCUGGGCAACAUGUUCGUCGUCUGCGUCGUCUUCAGGAGGCCAUCGAACCUCCUUCUGCUAAAUCUGGCCAUCAGCGACUUCAUCAUGGUCUUCAAGUCGAUCACCAUCGUCAUCAACUCCAUCUUCACUGGACCAGUACUGGGCGUCGUCGGUUGCCAGUUCUACGGCUUCGCGACGGGCGCGACCGGCCUGGCCAGCAUCAUGACCCUGGCAGUGAUUGCUGAGAACCGCAGCCGGGCCAUUUGCCGACCUCUGGACCUCACGCACCAGCUGACCCGGCGACAGGCCUACUCCAAAGUCGGCUCCACCUGGGCGUACGGGCUCGUGCUCAGCUGUUUGCCGCUACUCGGCAUGGCAGGAGUGCGGUACUCUCCGGAAGGAUACAUGACCUCCUGCAGCUUUGAUUACAUAUCCGACAGCAUCGCCAACAAGGUCUUCAUCCUGGCGUUCUUCGCGGCCGCUUGGAUAAUGCCAUGCUUGCGCAUCUGUCGUUCUUACUACCGGUAA
Molecule: messenger RNA, 627 nt
Organism: Pollicipes pollicipes
Lineage: Eukaryota; Metazoa; Arthropoda; Thecostraca; Pollicipedomorpha; Pollicipedidae
Product: opsin-2-like
Exons: 4
Coding region: 1-627 (208 amino acids)
Biological process (GO): G protein-coupled receptor signaling pathway
Cellular component (GO): membrane
Molecular function (GO): G protein-coupled receptor activity
Source: RefSeq, a predicted model, not a curated record